AUGGGCAUCGGCACUUUAUUGUUAACGGCGGUGAUAGCCCUGAUAGGCUAUCUUUUCCUGCAAAUACGUCGAAAUAUGCAGCAUUGGCAAAACUUGGGCAUUCCAUGCGAAGAGCCCAAUUUUCUGAUGGGCAACUUGACGGGCGUCCGCAUUAAGCGAGCAUUCCCAGAUAUUUGGAUUUAUUAUUAUAACAAAUUCAGAGGAACGGGACCAUUUGCCGGAUUCUACUGGUUCCAACGUCCAGCCGCAUUUAUCUUGGAGCCUUUCUUGAUGAAGCAUAUCCUGAUCAAGGAUUUCAACAAGUUCACGGAUAGAGGCUUCUUUCAUAACCCCGAGGAUGAUCCGCUGUCUGGUCAGCUGUUUCUGCUAGAUGGUCACAAGUGGAGAUCUAUGAGAAACAAGCUAUCAUCAACCUUCACAUCCGGCAAAAUGAAGUUCAUGUUUCCGACGAUUGUAAAAAUUGGUCACGAGUUCGUAGACGUCUUCGGAGAAAUGACAGCCAAGUCUUCGAUUAUUGAGGUUAAGGAACUCAUGGCUCGAUUCACAACAGAUGUUAUCGGUACUUGUGCAUUUGGCAUUGAGUGCAGCAGUCUCAAGGAUCCGGAAGCGGAAUUCCGAGUAAUGGGUCGUAAGGCUUUAACCGAUCAACGUCACGGGGACCUGGGAAUGGCUUUUAUCAACAGUUUUCCGAAAUUGUCAAAACGCAUUCAUUUGAAGAUGACUCCAGAACAUAUUGAAAAGUUCUUCAUGCGCAUUGUAAGAGAAACUGUUGCCUACAGAGAGGAGAACAAUGUUCGACGCAACGAUUUCAUGGAUCAACUGAUUGACUUGAAAAACAAUCAAUUGAUGAAGUCCGAAACGGGUGAGAGUAUGAGUCUUACGAUUGAAGAAAUAGCUGCCCAGGCUUUCGUCUUCUUCGCCGCCGGAUUUGAAACAUCUUCCACCACCAUGGGAUUUGCUCUAUUUGAAUUGGCUCAGAACGAGGACAUACAAACCCGGUUAAGGGAGGAGUGCAAUGAGGUACUAGCCAGGUAUAAUGGAGAGCUAACUUAUGAAUGUAUCAAGGACAUGGAGUAUUUGAACCAGGUCAUAUCGGAAACCCUUCGGCUAUACACGGUUCUUCCAGUCCUUAACCGCGAAUGCCUAGAGGACUUUGUCGUACCAGGAUAUCCGAACUAUGUGAUCAAGAAGGGAAUGCCAGUGCUAAUACCCUGCGGCGCUAUGCACCGUGAUGAAAAGUUCUAUCCUGAACCAAAUCGAUUCAAUCCAGAUAAUUUUAAAGCCGAACGAGUGAAGAACCGUGACUCGGGGGAAUGGCUUCCCUUUGGGGAUGGGCCGCGCAAUUGCAUUGGAAUGAGAUUUGGCGAAAUGCAGGCUCGCAUCGGUCUUGCCAUGCUUAUCAAAAACUUUAAAUUUUCGGUAUGCGAUAAGACAAUUAUACCAAUUAAAAAUCACAAGGAGAGCUUCUUGAUAGCCAGCGAGUCAGGAAUAUACCUAAAGGUAGAGCGAGUUUAA
Molecule: messenger RNA, 1515 nt
Organism: Drosophila novamexicana
Lineage: Eukaryota; Metazoa; Arthropoda; Insecta; Diptera; Drosophilidae
Product: probable cytochrome P450 6a21
Exons: 2
Coding region: 1-1515 (504 amino acids)
Molecular function (GO): heme binding; oxidoreductase activity, acting on paired donors, with incorporation or reduction of molecular oxygen; monooxygenase activity
Source: RefSeq, a predicted model, not a curated record